GCAGUGAGGCGUGUCGGUGGAGUAGAAAGCGAGAGGAGUGUGUGUCCGGUACGUGUAGCAUGAAGGACAGCUCCGUCACCACCGCGCUCAGAUAUGACCCAACGUACUCCGUCACAUUUCGAGGUCACCGGAUAACCAACCACACGGUUUGACCAGCGCGACCGUCGCUUCGUGCCGCCGUUGGCCAGCUCCGUCGUCGCCGUCUCGGUCGGGGACAUGUCCCGUCUGUAGUCCCAGUGUGUCCGUCUGUGCCCGUCCCACUACAGACGGUGUGUGUCUCUGCGUCAGUGGCCGUGAUGCGUUUCAACGAGAAGGAGCUGGUUUCUCUGAGCCGCCAGCCGUCAGAGAUGGCAGCUGAGCUCGGGAUGAGAGGACCCAAGAAAGGAGACGUUGUGAAGAAGAGGCUGGUGAAGCUCGUCGUCAACUUCCUCUUUUACUUCCGGACCGAUGAGGAGGAGCCGAUUGGGGCUCUGCUGCUGGAGCAGUGCCGGGUGGAGAGGGAGGACAGCCAGAGCUUCUCCAUCACAUUCCUGGAUGAAGCGGAGAGGAAGUAUUUGUUUGAGUGUGACUCGGAAGAACAGUGUGGCGAGUGGAUGGACUCCAUUAUCAAAGCCAGCUACGAGUUCAUGAGGAAGAAUCUGAUAUUUUAUCGAACUGAAAUCCACCGGCUCACUGGCAAGGACCCCUUGGAGCAGUAUGGUAUCUCUGAUGAGACACGCUUCCAGGUCAGCAAUGGGCUGCAACUUGCGCCCAGUGCUACCUCUUCCCUGUAGAUCACCGUCCUGCCAUUCCAAAAUUCACUCAUCAUUUGUUUGAAAGCCAUGGCCUCCCCGUUCACACACAAGACUUUUAGAUUUCCACUGCCUUGAAUAUAUAUAGGGAUGCUCAAGACUUAUGUAGAUGUUACAGCAGGGUAUCUGAAGCCAUCCAAAGUGAUAACGGACUACUUCUCUUCUGUCAUUGUCAGUCAUUACAGGUAAUGAGGGGCUUUGGAAGAAUCAACACUGUUAUUUUUGCUUUAAAGGAUUAAAAUGCCAUUUCAUUUUCAGACCUCCGCCUUAGUUAAUCAGUUGUCUGUAAAAAGUGUCUUUUAUACUGUGUUUUCCACUGGACAAGCUAAACAUUCAGACAAUGUCACUUUGAGGGCCUCUGAUUGUUCUUGUUUCAUAGAGAUGGGGCUUGGAAUUUCUUUCAAGGACUAUUAGUAAUAUGACCAUGGCUGAGAAUCAAAGACAUUUAAUGGAAACUGAUGUUAAUCAAUUAAGUGCACACUGUUGAAGUGGCCAAUUAAGAAAAUCUUUGGCAGUAUUUACUGUCUUUAUUUGAACUGCAUGAGCCAUUGGAUCUGCCCAGUUGAGCCACACAUUUUAUUAUGUUAUUCUUGUGGGGAAAGAAUAUGUUUUAGUUUUCCCAGUAUGUAUUUAUUAACCAGCGCAUGUAGAAUAUUUCGUUUUAAAAACUAUACUUUUGCACAUAUUUCUUUACUGGGUUUUGAGGGUUUUAUUUUUUUAUUAGAAUUUCAAUAAUGUACUUGAACCUACUGUAACUUUUCUGUGGCACUUUGAUUCCUUUCGAUAAGCUGUUGGACCAUCUUGGGAAAUGAGGCUCUUGACAUGAUUUUUAAAAUAUUACACUAGCUGAGUGAGUUCUAAUUUAGCUCUCAACCACAUUUCACCAUAGGCCAUUGCUGUAUCAUGCAAAUUGGUGAAAUAUGUACGUCAGCAGUCAGGAGUCUGACCACAAUCAGGAUAUGUCAUUGAAUGUGUCUCCAGUUUUAAAACCUUUUGCACAUGGAAUGUGUUUAUUCUCUUUUUACUUCAUUAGACUGUAUUUGUUUCUUUAUCUCUUUUUUUUAACUAAUAAAGUAAUUUGAAAGCUA
Messenger RNA from Scophthalmus maximus (turbot), 1879 nucleotides. RefSeq names its product pleckstrin homology domain containing, family J member 1 (gene plekhj1). The transcript is spliced from 6 exons. The record is from RefSeq and is a predicted model, not a curated record. NCBI's taxonomy places the organism in Eukaryota, Metazoa, Chordata, Actinopteri, Pleuronectiformes, Scophthalmidae. Gene Ontology annotation, cellular component: early endosome; trans-Golgi network; recycling endosome. Gene Ontology annotation, biological process: receptor recycling; endosome organization; retrograde transport, endosome to Golgi. The coding region runs from base 297 to 773 and encodes 158 amino acids.